Molecule: messenger RNA, 453 nt
Organism: Lasiosphaeria miniovina
Lineage: Eukaryota; Fungi; Ascomycota; Sordariomycetes; Sordariales; Lasiosphaeriaceae
Exons: 2
Source: RefSeq, a predicted model, not a curated record
GCCGCGGCGGCCUUGGUCGCGGGGUCUGCCGCCGAGACGAUCCGCAUUGACGUCGGCGCCAAUAACCUUCUCGACUUCUCUCCCGAGUCGACGACGGCGGCCGUCGGCGACGUCCUCGAGUUUCACUUUUUCCGUUAUUUCCCGAGCCACGACGUCGCCAUGGGCGACUUUGACAGCCCGUGCACGCCGGCCAAAACCGGCGGUUUUUACUCGGGCAUCUUUGAGACAACGGGCUCCGGAGAGAAUGCCAACGUCUUCAGCGUCGUCGUCAACUCGACGGACCCUAUCUUCUUCUACUGCACCGUGGCCCGCCACUGCGCGUCGGGCAUGGUUGGCGUGGUGAACCCCAGCGGCAGCCAGACGCUGGCCACAUACAAGUCCAACGCCCGGUCCGCCAGGUCGUCAGCCCCCCCGGCCGUGUUCGGCGGCCAGAUCGUGCCCGCUAGUAGCUCC